ACGUACGUACACGAGUUAAUUCCUCGGCGAAGACAAUUCCGUCUCUGAAAUCGCUCUGAAAAAUCACCGUAUUUCUUGCCUGUAAACGUGAAACAGUAUUAUAAAUCGGUUAUUUUGAGCUUGAUUGAAGUACUCAAACCUUAAAUAUGGAGAAUGAUGCUGAAUCUGUGAGGAAAAUAGGAAAUAUUCUAAAUGAUCAAAACCAGCAGCUCGCCGAACGAUUCCGUGCUCUUUUCACAUUGCGUAACAUUGGUGGAGGAGAGACUGCGAUCGAAUGCAUCGGGAAAUCUUUUUCUGAUCCGUCUUCAUUAUUGAAGCACGAAAGUGCAUAUUGUCUUGGACAGAUGCAGGAUCCAAGAGCGAUUCCUUUGCUUACAAGUGUGUUAGAAGAUGAUACGCAAGAGACAAUUGUCAGACAUGAAGCCGGUGAAGCUCUUGGUGCAAUAGGAAUACCCAGUUCUAUUGAGGUCUUGAAGAAGUAUGAACACCACCCUGUACAGGAGAUAUCAGAGACCUGUCAGCUUGCCCUCCAGCGCAUCGAGUGGCAGACGAGUCAGCGAAAGGCAGAAGAGGAAUCGCGGCUCAAACCCAACCCUUUCAACUCUGUAGACCCCGCACCUCCCGCAGUAGAGACCAGUGUAGCUGACCUGAAAGAGACCCUCCUGGACCACGGUCAAGCUCUGUUUGCAAGAUAUCGAGCCAUGUUUGCCUUGAGGAAUCUCAAUACAGAAGAGUCGGUUCUUGCUCUUGCUGAAGGACUCAAGUGCGAGGACAGCGCCCUCUUCCGUCAUGAGAUUGCGUAUGUUCUAGGACAGAUGCAGCACGAGGCCAGCAUCCCCCAGCUACAGGAACAGCUAGCCAAGGUGUCUGAAGACCCCAUGGUCAGGCACGAGUGUGCGGAAGCACUUGGCUCCAUUGCCGCGGAGAAGUGCUUGGAGACACUCCAGGGUUACGUGAAGGACGAAGCGAGGGUGGUCAGAGAGAGCUGCAUCAUCGCCCUGGACAUGUGCGAUCAUGAGAACAGUAACGAUUUCCAGUACGCCAACGCUCUCGGGAAGUUGAAGGGUGACGUCCAGGAAGAGCAGGUGGAGUCAUGAUGACAAGAGAAAUUAAAAAAAAACUUGAGAACAGUUUCUUGUUAUUUUCCUGCUUAUCCUCCAGCAUCUGAUGAAGUGAUCCUACAACAUAGAGACAUUUGUCGCUCAGACAUUCUCGUGAUAUAUUAAAGAAAAGAAAAUCAUCAUUCACUUCAGACUAGAGGAACAACUGGGAUUCCAUUUCUCCUAUUUCAGUUCAUGCUUAUUAAUACUACCAGUAACUUUGCCAAAGUUGACUCAUUUGAGACCACAGAAAUCUGUUUGACUUAUGGGAUUCAACUUAAAACAGGUAUAUCUGGGGGGUGUUUCAUAAAAAUUUAAGUAUGACUGUAGAGUCGCACUUAAAUGCCGACUUGCGUACGGUAUGAAAGGCUUGACCGCAUUGGUCAGAUUGUGUCAUGAGGACGCGCACUACUGUGUAUCUAUCAAUAAGAUCGCGCAUUGCAUAUCAUAUACAUAUCGGCAUUUAAGAGCGACAUAAGUCAUACUUAAAUCUUUGUGAAACACCCCCUGUUCUAAUAAAAUUGCUCUGACUUGAGCACAUUUGACUUAUAGGUCCAUCUAUGCAUUUUCACCUGUUUCAAGUCAAAUAGCAAUUUACAAGUAAAGUGUAACAAGGGCUUUUAUAGACUUUGGGGGUCAAAAUUGACAUGUACCUUUGACCGUGGUCAUUUUUUUAGGCAGCUUAUUGCAUGUAAAUUAUAUUUUUAUUUAUAAAUUCUUGUGGGAGUACUGUAUGGACAAGUAACUUCACAAACUAGUUAAUUAUUUAAAUGUACAAUGUAUGCUCUCAAAGACCAGUGAUCUAAGCACCUAAACGAAAGUCAGAGACUUGUCUUCGACACGGAAAUCUCGCAAGCAUCUGUCCUUCCUUGCAUUCAUAAUAGACAAAAGAAUCAGGAAUAUGGGGAAGGCACUCUGAAAGAUGCAUAAGCCUUUGAAUCUCAGUUUCAUGGCCUUGUGCAUCCCUCACAGAACUCCCGGCAUCCCCCAUUAUCUUGUCUAUUAUAGUAUUAAAUAGGACCUUAUUAGCAAUGGCAAGGCACUAUGGAUUCCUCUCUGAAAGACACUGCCCCCAAAUUUGAUAAGGUACCUUCGUUUACUACAAUUGUUAAUUUCCAUUAUAUAAUUUUUUUUUAAUCGGCAAUGGAGGGUAAUUAAUGAACCAUUGGUGGUUACAAGAAUUCUGUAGUUGGUAGCACUCAUGCAGAUAAGGUUGAUUGAAUUGCUCUUAGGCAGUGUUGGCAUGGUCUUGAAUAUCAUCAUGUAUGAGCGAAAUCAUGUGUCAUACCUCAAGAGGCUUUUUAAUAAAGGUGCAGCAAGCAAUUAGUUCCAUAAUUACAGUAAAUUAGAUGAAUUGUAACAAAGAUUCUGUGUAAAACAAAGUAAUUAAGAACCUAACCACAACAUGAUUUCUAUCAAAUGUAUGAAUAAAUCAUUCUUAUUCCAACUGAA
Lytechinus pictus (painted urchin) is the source of this 2552-nucleotide messenger RNA. Its product is annotated as deoxyhypusine hydroxylase-like. Bases 147 to 1097 code for a protein of 316 amino acids. The transcript has 4 exons. Gene Ontology annotation, molecular function: deoxyhypusine monooxygenase activity. Gene Ontology annotation, biological process: peptidyl-hypusine biosynthetic process. Lineage: Eukaryota; Metazoa; Echinodermata; Echinoidea; Temnopleuroida; Toxopneustidae. The record is from RefSeq and is a predicted model, not a curated record.